Messenger RNA from Hevea brasiliensis (rubber tree), 985 nucleotides. RefSeq names its product CLAVATA3/ESR (CLE)-related protein 12-like. Lineage: Eukaryota; Viridiplantae; Streptophyta; Magnoliopsida; Malpighiales; Euphorbiaceae. The transcript has a single exon. Bases 335 to 709 code for a protein of 124 amino acids. The record is from RefSeq and is a predicted model, not a curated record.
UUGUUCCUUGAUUUCAAAGGAACUUUCAUUGGGAAAGGGUCUACCCAUCUCCUUUCCCUUUCAGCAAUGAAUCAACUUGAAAAGGUGGUAGCAAAUCUCACAUGAAAGGCCAGAAAAAAGCUUAAAAACACACACACACAAACACACAUUUAUUUCAAUCCUCAUAUCUUCUACCUUUGUUAUAUUAAUAGUACAUUAGUUUCAAGCUUUUAAACUUCAAAAAAUUUCCCUCAACUAAUAGCUACUAAAAUUUUUUCUACCCUUUAGAGCUCCUCUUCAUUUUCUUGCCCCAUGCUUCCUCUUCUUCUAACCCUUCUUCUCCUACUCUUCCACCAUGGCCUUGAAAAUUUCACACACCCUAAUUUGUAUCUUUCUUUGGCUUUCUCUCCUCUUGUUAGUGUUUCAUGAACUCUAUAAUUUCAAGACAAACAUCAACAACAAGAAAGAAAUCAUCAACACAAGUGCCUAUUAUUCCUCCGUCUCCCGUCGCCACCCAUUGCUCAACCGAAAAGUUCUUGCUGCAAAAUUUGACUUCACUCCAUUUCAAAAGAAGCGUCGGCCGCGCUAUGGUCAAGAUCAACGCCGCCAUGGAAAACCUUCACUGCCGGACAAACGAGUGCAUAAAGAAGGAGAUGGAAAUGAGAUUGAUCCACGUUAUGGUGUCGAAAAACGCCUCGUCCCUACUGGUCCGAACCCAUUACACCAUUGAUGAUCGAUAUUCCUUUGCUUGCUUCGCACCCUUGAUCGAUGAUAUAUGAUUACCACUCAGGUGAAUGAGAAAAAGUUAAUGGCCAGUGAGAGCUUUCAUUACUUGUAUGAUGUUUCAUAUAUAGUUUUUUUUUUCCCUUCUUAUAUUCUUUUUCUUUAUCCUUUUUAAUUAUAAAGGCCAUAGUUUAUGGAUCAUGUAUUAUAUGAUAUUACGAGCUUGAGCUUGUGCAUGUAUUAAUUAAUUAAGAAUUAAUUAUCAUUAUUUCACAAAGUUAAA